UUGAAAAGUUAUCUGCCUAGAAUAUUCAAGAUUCAACGCGGUUUUCGUAAUCGAAAGAUUGAAAUAAAUAAACCUUAAAAAUGGUUCAAAAGCAAAACAGUCUUGUUGCUUUCUUCAAAAAUGUUUACUAUGACGAAUACAAAUGGUCCCUUGUCAAGAGUGCGGGUCUAUUCGUUCUUGGAGUUCGUAUAGCCAAGGAGUGCGUCGGCCUGGAGUUGAUGCCAUCGAUUCCGCAUUGAUCAUUAGUUUACGCUGUUGGUACUAAAUAAAAUAAAUUCCCGAUGCAUAUUCUAGUGGUUGAAAUAAAAUAAAUUUAUUAUCUUUUGUUCCCGUAAUACAAAUAGAAUAUGGAAUCUCUUAUUAGAAUAUCACAACUAUUGUUGAUUUUAAAGUAUUUCGGAGUAGCUUUACUUGCCCCUAAUAUAGUGUUGAUAGUAACCGAUGAUCAGGAUGUGGUGCUUAAAGGAUUGAACCCGAUGAAGAAAACCCAACAAUUAAUCGCAAAUGAAGGAGCUACAUUUGUUAAUGCUUUUACGACCUCCCCAGUUUGUUGUCCUUCCCGAAGCGCCAUUCUAACCGGACAAUACGCACACAAUACUAAAACGUAUAACAACUCGAAAACUGGAGGAUGUUACGGCACGCAUUGGAAAAAUAACUUGGAACCAAAUGCCCUACCAGUACAACUGAAACUGCAAGGCUACAGCUCCUUCUACGGGGGCAAAUAUCUCAACGAAUAUUUCUCUACUGAAGUACCACCCGGUUGGGAUCAUUGGUUCGGAUUGCACGGCAAUUCCAGAUACUAUAACUACACCAUCAACGACAAUGGCAAGAUUGUCACCUUUGCCGAGCAGUAUCUGACGGAUGUUUUGUUGAAUCGAACGUUGAAUUUUAUAAACAGUGUUAAACAAGGGCCAUUUUUUGCCAUGAUAGCACCUCCAGCACCUCAUGCUCCUUUCACGGCCGCCGAAAGGCACCAAGAACUAUUUCCUGAGGUAAAAGCCUACAGAACGGAAAAUUUCAACAUAGCCAGCAGCCCUUUAAAAAAACAUUGGAUUCUAACGAUGCCGCCUUCCCCGUUGCCGGCCGAUAUGUUAGAUGACAUCGAUCUCAUCUACCGAAAACGCUGGCAAACGCUUAUGGCGGUUGAUGAUAUGGUUGAAGCCAUUGUACACGCGUUGGCCAAGAUUAAACGUUUGAAAGAUACAUUCAUUAUCUACACUUCCGACAACGGAUAUCACAUGGGUCAAUUUUCGCAACCAUAUGAUAAGCGCCAACCAUACGAAACUGACAUUCGAGUGCCAUUCUUGGUACGCGGACCCACAAUAGCCCCGAAAACUCUUGUCACAUCACCGGUAGCUCUCAUCGACAUUGUGCCCACCAUUUUGGAAAUGGCUAAUAUGAAACCGCCAGCUCAUCUCGAUGGCGUAUCCGUGUUGAAUAAAUUGUAUCACAAUGAAAUUUCCGAGCGACAACUACUGAUCGAGUAUUGGGGAGAAGGGAACGCAGAAUCGUACAAUCCCGAUUGUCCUUGGCAAAAGAAAGAUAAUCUAGCGCUUUGCACCACAGAUGCUGCAUGUCAUUGUCAAGACUCGUGGAACAAUACAUACAGCUGCGUCCGACACAUGGCCGUUGAUUUAGACCUUAAGUAUUGCCAGUUCAAAGACAAUGAGCAUCAUUUGUACCUUUUUUCAGAACUUCAUCGAAGCUUACGACCUCACGGCUGAUAUGAAUGAGAUCGAUAAUAUAGCAUACGACAUGUUGCCUUCCGUCAGGGCCAAAUAUGAUUUAGCCAUCGUCAAUCUCACGGAGUGUGUAGGGCCAACGUGUCACAAAAUAUAUUAAUCUUCAUAGAGAGUACCCGAAGAUAUUUUUGCAGAAGUUUUUUUUUAUAAAUAAUAUUAACAAUGUUUCUCUCCAUUGUAUUCUCUUAAGAUGUGUAAAUUUCAAAAUAAAAUUUAACCAACUUUAUUUAAAUAGAAUCGUUAAAUAGAAAACAAACUACAUAUCUAGGUUCAUUUUUCUUUCUAUCUAUCAAUAAAAAUGGUUACAUAUUGUUUUGACUUUUAUUGAUUACUAAUCUUUUAAAUGUUACCUUACUACACAUAUUUCAGAAUUAUUCUUUUCAAAAAGGAAUAAAUGUUUUUCACCUUGUGACACGUUCUAUUUAUUCUUUAUAAACAUUAUACACUUUUAAGCUGAUCAUCGUAAAGUAUCAGUACUCUGCCUGUCUCCAAUAACAAUAAUUUCAUGCGAUCAGAAAAACUUCGAAAGCAUGAAAAAAGUUGAAUUCACAGAGGCAGUGCCCUGAAGAGGAAAGUGAAAAAAGCUCUGAAAAUUUCAACAGAUGUUUUGUAUUUAAUCUAACAAAAAUGAAUUAACAGAAUACUAACGGCUGUUUAUUGUAACAGUUAUUUUGAUUAAACCGCGUUUUUUUGUGAAAAAAAAA
This is a messenger RNA of Uranotaenia lowii, 2446 nucleotides long. RefSeq names its product N-acetylglucosamine-6-sulfatase-like. NCBI's taxonomy places the organism in Eukaryota, Metazoa, Arthropoda, Insecta, Diptera, Culicidae. Gene Ontology annotation, molecular function: N-acetylglucosamine-6-sulfatase activity; glycosaminoglycan binding. Gene Ontology annotation, biological process: glycosaminoglycan metabolic process. The transcript has 8 exons. The coding region runs from base 348 to 1724 and encodes 458 amino acids. The record is from RefSeq and is a predicted model, not a curated record.